GAUUUGGAUUUGUAUUGAGUUUGAAUUUGACAGCACGAAGACACAAUGAUGCAAAUAGUUAAAAUAAAUUACCUUUUUGCUUUCGGGGUGUUUAUUAAAGGUGUGACAGGUGUGAUCAUCACUCAGCAGACUGUGGUGGCAGCAGUGGGGGGAGAUGCUCAACUCAGCUGUCAGCUCUUGGACAAGAAAGAUGUCGUUCAAGUCACAUGGCAGAAAGUUUUACCCAAUGAGAAAAAGAAUGUUGCUUUCUAUAAGAAAAAAAAUGAUCCAGUAAUAAACACUGACUUCAGUGAAAAAAUCAAGUUUAACGAGACUGAACUGCCGACCACUUCCAUCAUCAUCAUGAAAUUAACAGAGCAGGAUGAAGGAUGUUAUCGCUGUGUCUUCAAAACCUACUCAGAGGAUGUUCUGAUAAACAGAACUUGUCUCCAGAUCUAUGAGCUGCAUGAACCCGUCCUUCAUGUGGAAGAAUCAGAGUCUCCUGAAGAGACACGUGUGUCCUGUUCAGCCACGGGUCGACCUGCUCCGACUGUAACGCUGACCGCUUCACAACAUCCUCUCUACUCACACAACACCGUCAGUGUCAACAACACCAACGGUACAGUUACCGUCACAACUACAGCCCUGCUGUCAGGUUUCCAUGGCAACAGCACACAGGUUGGAUGUGCAGCGGGAGCACCGUCUGGUCCUCAGAAAGAUGUGUUCAUGAUGAUUCCUGAGAAGAAACAGAGAUCUGUUGACGGUUUGGAUAAAGAAUCUGGAUCCAAUCAGAGAUCAAGAUGGACUUUGAUCAUCAUAAUACCCCUGAUGGUCGGUUCGGUUGCUUUACUUAUCGUCAUCAUCAUCAUCAUCAUCCGGGUCAGAAGCAAAACUCAAAACAGGGACAGUGAGGUGAUCCUGAUCUCUCCAACUCCAUACAAGGACCAUCAGAAGACUGAAGAACCUCUGAAGACACCAGAGAGUGAAAAACCUCUAAAGACAUUAGAGAGUGAAGAACCUCUAAAGACAUCAGAGAGUAGUGAAGUAAGACUACGAAUGAGUGCAGUGAAAAACAGACCAAGUGAGAGACGAGAAGCAUCAACAUCAACAGCAAGAAGACUUGAGUUCAAAACACCCUGACUUUUUAAUUUUAAAAAAGUUAUUCACUACACUGUACUUACAAUCAAACAAAAACAAAUACAAAGAAUUGGUGCUAUUUAAUUUAAUCAGUAAUGCUUUUUUACUUUCCAAACAUUUUUAAGUUGAAGAUUAAUCCAAGGAACAAUUGAUAAAAAGCCUUAGCCCUGGGAACUUCCGACCAGAUCAACUUAUCCCUAAACUUAUGAUAUGUGCCACAGGUUUUAAAGUUGCAGUAAUUAAACCUUUACUUUAAAAAAAAAAAACCCUCUCAGACGUUUUAGCUAAUUAUAGAUCAAUUUCCAAUCCUCCAUUUGAAUCUAAAAUUCUGGAAAAAGUAGUUGUAAGUUGGUUAUGUCACCAUUUAUAAAGAAAUGAUCUAUUUGAAGUUUCUCAGAUAAGGGAUUAGUGUCUAUACUGGUUCUACUGGACCUCAGUGCAGCUUUACUGUAGAUCAGCAUACAGUUCAAGUUAAUUCACCUGUGUAACGAAAUCUCUACCGUCAGGCAGAUUGUACCAUUUAGAGAGAUAUUAUGGGGGGAACUGACGUCAUAUUCCAUUAAUAUAUACUUUUAUAAAGUAAUAAUUAGCUGUUCUUGAUCAUAUUACAGUUGUGUGGAGUUUAAUGACGUACAUAUGUUUUUCUAUAUGUAUUUGUACAUGUAUUGUUGGUGAGUAAAGUGUUUUCAUUCUUAUGUUACCUACAUUUAAAUGUAGGUGACCAAUGAAAGCAUGUGUGCUAAAGAUCACCCGGGAAUUGGUGAUAUUACCGUCUGUGACAGUAUGGUUGGACACGAUGGUUCAAAAAGAUGU
This is a messenger RNA of Cololabis saira (Pacific saury), 1929 nucleotides long. Its product is annotated as OX-2 membrane glycoprotein-like. Lineage: Eukaryota; Metazoa; Chordata; Actinopteri; Beloniformes; Belonidae. The transcript is spliced from 7 exons. Gene Ontology annotation, molecular function: cell-cell adhesion mediator activity. The record is from RefSeq and is a predicted model, not a curated record. Bases 46 to 1119 code for a protein of 357 amino acids.